Molecule: messenger RNA, 3353 nt
Organism: Sinocyclocheilus rhinocerous
Lineage: Eukaryota; Metazoa; Chordata; Actinopteri; Cypriniformes; Cyprinidae
Gene: anks6
Product: ankyrin repeat and sterile alpha motif domain containing 6
Exons: 16
Coding region: 227-2797 (856 amino acids)
Biological process (GO): innate immune response
Cellular component (GO): cytoplasm
Molecular function (GO): protein binding
Source: RefSeq, a predicted model, not a curated record
GUUUAAGGUAAUAAAAAUACGAGGUUUGUAGUGCUAGUGUUAAGCAUGUUAGGCUCGUUGUGACCAGCAGGUGUCGCGCUGCUGCUUCCCAGAAUCCCAGAGGAAGCGUCCGUGCGCGACGUGGAUUGUGCGCAUGCGCAGAAACUCCAGCGGCUGAAGAACUUCUUGACACUCGAGUCUGUUUGAGUGACUGAGUGCGUAACCUCUGCGGUUCGGCCGUUCGGGGAUGAGUCCGGCUCCGGUAAACCCGCUGCUGUGGUUCCGGGUGUGCGAUGAGGGCGAUCUGGAGAGCGCGCGGAGUGUUCUGGAGGAUCCGGGCGGGUUCGGUCAUGUGGACGGCACCGAUGAGGAGGCAAACACGGCGCUCAUGUUCGCUUCCGCCGGGGGACACGAGCAGCUGGUCCGGUUCCUGCUGAGGAAAGGAGCGGCAGUGGACCGACGGAACCAUUACGGCUGGACGCCGCUGAUGCAGGCUGCGAGGUCCGGUCAUCUGAACGUGGCUCAUAUUCUGCUGGAGAACGGCGCGGAGAUCAAUGGCAGGAACCGGAUGGGUGCCAGCGUCCUGAGCAUGGCUGCGCGCGGCGGUCACGCUCACGUGGUCAAACUCCUGCUGGAGAGCGGCGCCUUCGUGGACGACUUUGACCACCUGGCGGCGGCGGAGGGAAGCGGUAACAACAGCGUCCACGGCGACAGCGGCAAGACGUUUCUGGAGAUCACGGCUCUGCUGGCGGCCGCUCAGCACGGACACGAGGCUGUGGUCAGGCUGCUGCUGGACUGGGGCGCGGAGGUCAACUUCUGCCAGAAGAGCUCGGGCUGGAGCGCGCUGAUGCUAGCGGCGGCCGGCGGAGCGGUCAGCGUGACGCAGCAGCUGGUGGAGCGAGGAGCGGACGCAGAUCAUCUCAAUGUGCUGGGCAAGACGGCCUUCGAGCUGGCGCUUCAGCUGCAGCACAGAGACGUGAAGAACUACCUGGACUCCAUCACCACCGUCCGGCCGCAGCCAGAUGAUGAGAAGAAACGGCCUGAUGUCUUCCACGCGCUGAAGUUAGGAAACGCUCAGCUGGUGAAGGAGAUCGUGGAGGAGGACGCGUCUCAGGUGAACGUCUCUAACGCAGACGGAGCGUCUCCUCUGAUGAUGGCGGCGGUCAGCGGGCAGCUGGAGGUGGUGCAGCUGCUGGUGGAGAAGCACGCAGACAUGGACAGACAGGACUCGGUGCACGGCUGGACGGCGCUCAUGCAGGCCACCUAUCACGGGAAUAAAGACGUGGUGAAGUUUCUUCUGAAUCAGGGCGCUGACGUCAACCUGAGAGCCAAGAACGGAUACACGGCCUUCGACCUUGUCAUGCUCCUGAAUGACCCGGACACGGAGCUGGUGCGGCUGCUAGCCUCCGUCUGCAUGCAGGUGGAGAAGGACAAGAGCAAACACCGAGGAAAACCAACCCUGAAGAGACGUGCGUCUCUAAAUGUGCCUCCUCCACCUGAUGAUAAAGGUGGCCUGAAGUCCUGGUGGAAUCGCAUGUCCAACCGCUUCCGCAAACUCAAGCUGACGCACACGCUGAGACACGGGCUCUCCACCAAUCAGCUCGCUCCGUUCCCUGACGAGGUUCCUCUGGACGCCACCAUGAAAGCGGAGGAGUCGAGCGCAGCUGCAGCUGGAGCUCCGAGCGCAGACGUCUGCACCGCGUGGAGCAGCAAGAGUAAAGACUGCGGUUUGAACGGAACAAGAAGUGGGAAAGAUGACUUCCUCAUCACGACGAUGCUGAGGAACGGCGCGCCGCUCGCUCGUCUGCCCAAUGAGAAGCUGAAGGCCGUCAUCCCGCCGUUCCUGCCGCCGUCGAACUUUGAGCCGUGGAACUCGGAGCGCUGUGGAGCGGCGAAGGAAGGCCGGAGCGGAAACAUGCCGCAGAGACCCGGCAGGAGCAGCUGCGCCAACUCCGAUAUAACGUCCAUUAGUCGAGUGGUCAGCAGGUCCAUCAAGUUUCCCAGCAUCACUAAAGGCCCCUCCCCCUCCAACUCAGGUAGUUAUAACUCCGCCCACUCCUCAGGUGGAUCCAAUGGUGUGGGAGGAGUCAACCGCCACGCCUCCGACUCCCACAACCGCUCAGGUGGCAGUGGUGUGGACAGUGUUCUGUCUCAGAUCGUGGCUCAGAGGAAGAGAGCAGCCGGUCUGUUAGACAGCAGGCCUCCGGCUGCCACUGAGAUGCCCAGUCCUGUACCGACGCCGCUGCCCUCCGCGCCGGACAUCAGCCUGACUGACCACAGCGACGGCCACUCCAGACGGAAGCUGGAGUUAAAGAAGCGUCCUCAGUCAGGAAACUCGUCCGCGUCCAAGAGCACGUCGCCCACCCUCACACCCUCUCCAUCACCCACACCCAAACCACCCGCCACAGACUCGCUCUCAUCUGCAUCCACGCAGCCCAGGUCCAAGAGCAGCGGCGGCUCCAGCAGCGGUACCAUCACGGACGAGGAUGAAUUAUCAGGGAUUCUGAGGAAACUUUCUCUGGAGAAAUAUCAGCCCAUCUUUGAGGAGCAGGAGGUGGAUAUGGAGGCAUUUCUGACUCUGACUGAUGGAGACCUGAAAGAGCUGGGAAUUAAAACAGACGGGCCGCGGCAGCAGAUACUGGCAGCCAUAUCAGAGCUGAACGCUGGGAAAGGGAGGGAAAGACAGAUUUUACAAGAAACCAUCCAUAACUUCCAGUCGUCGUUUGGCAGCAGUGCCAGUAACCCUCGACCGUCGGGAUAUCCACGCUCUCCGUCAGGCUGGAGUCGCCAUCAGCUGCAGUCGUCCAGCAGACGGUAAUGAUGAAGAUUUCUCCUGUGUGUUAGAGCAGCAGCACACGUGUCCACUCCGUUAUUCAGAGGAACGGCAGGGCUGCUGAAUGUGCUGAUGGUGUAACGCCCUCGUCGUACAUCAGGGGGCGCCGCAGCAUCACGAGGCUCCGAGAGCGAGCGAGGGCAGGUCAGGCCAUGAGUAGUCGUGAGAUUCGGGUCAUGAACGACUGAACCUUCAGGAUUUCAGCUUCUUACAUGAAUGUACAUCAAUCUGCUGGGUCAGAAGAGAGUUUGAGCAGGAUGAAGUUUUAUAGUGUUUGUGUCUCUGAUUAUAUGAACUGUUCCAGAAUGAUGAAGAAACAAGAGGAUGAUGGGAGAAAACGUUUAUCUGCUUGUUCUAAGUACAGUGUAGGACUGUCACAUAUUAUUAUAUUGUUCUAUUAGUCUAUAAAACUAUUGUUUUAUUUGUAUUUAUGAAGAGUGUUUAAGCACAUCAAUAAUCAGUUUUAGUUUCAGAGUCUUCACUGUUGUGAAACUAUUUCAACAUCUUACAGUCAAAUUAAAGAUUCAUCUUUAAAGAUCUU